Messenger RNA from Ceratitis capitata (Mediterranean fruit fly), 2029 nucleotides. Its product is annotated as phosphoglucomutase-2. Lineage: Eukaryota; Metazoa; Arthropoda; Insecta; Diptera; Tephritidae. Gene Ontology annotation, biological process: carbohydrate metabolic process; purine ribonucleoside salvage. The transcript has 3 exons. The record is from RefSeq and is a predicted model, not a curated record. Bases 111 to 1928 code for a protein of 605 amino acids. Gene Ontology annotation, molecular function: magnesium ion binding; phosphopentomutase activity.
UCAGAGAAUUUUUCUAUCUUUCUUAAACAACUUCUGAGUUUUAAAUGCAAAAUUUUAAAUAAAUUUUAAAGAAAAAAAAAAUAUAGUGAAACCUUUUUUAGCACACAAAAAUGUCAACUCCUCAACUACAAGCGAAAAUCGAUCAGUGGCUAAAUUGGGAUCGAUGUGAGACGACGCGCAAUGAAAUAGAAAAUUUCGUCCGAUCCAACAAUUGGAAGCAGCUGACGGAAGUACUUAUGAACCGUUUGGAAUUCGGAACCGCCGGCUUGCGAGGACGUAUGCGUGCGGGCUUUAAUGGAAUGAAUGAAUUGGUCGUCGUGCAGGCGGCACAGGGACUCGCUAAAUAUAUACAAACCCUAUUUGGAGGAAGUGAAAGUAGAAAACGCGGCAUAGUCUUUGGCUAUGAUGGUCGACACAAUAGUAAACGUUUUGCUGAACUUUCCGCAAAUAUCUUCGUACGAGCCGGUUUUAGAGUUUUCCUAUUUCGACAGAUGGUACACACACCACUGGUGCCUUUUACCAUAAAACAUUUGAAAUGUUUGGGUGGCGUAAUGGUUACCGCAUCACAUAACCCCAAGGAUGAUAACGGCUAUAAAGUUUAUUGGGAGAAUUCGGCACAAAUUGUGCCACCACAUGAUAAGCUCAUACAUAAUAUGAUACUUGAAAAUCUGGAGCCUUGGCCAGACUCGUUCGACACGAGGGGUCUAUACAUCUGUACUUGUCUGAUGACCGAUCCGAAGGAUGUAAUAAAUGCCUAUGUACAAGGAGUUAAAGCUAUGGUGCCACACAAGUUUGUCAGCUACAAUAAUCAAAGCGAUUUACGCUUUGUCUAUACCGCCAUGCAUGGCGUCGGCUUUACAUAUCUGCAGUGUUUAUUUGAAGCUGUACAAAUUAAACCGGUCCUCUUUGUUAGAGAACAAAAUGAACCAGAUCCGGACUUCCCAACAGUGGAGUUUCCGAAUCCCGAAGAAGGACGCAGCGCCUUGGAUAUGGCAAUCAGUUUGGCGGACAGUGCAAAUGUGAGUUAUAUCAUAUCAAACGAUCCGGACGCAGAUCGCUUCGCCUUGGCCACAAAGAAUGCACAGACGAAAGCUUGGAAGAUAUACAAAGGUAACGAAAUUGGUACACUACUAGGUUGGUGGGCUAUGUUUUUGUACAAAGAUCAAAAUCCGUCUAUUAAUCUUAAAAAUUGUUGGAUGAUUUCAAGUACAGUUAGUUCCAAAAUACUUCAAUCGAUUGGUAGAAAAGAAGGUUUUAAUUUUAUUGAAACAUUGACCGGCUUCAAAUGGAUGGCCAAUGAGGCUGAUAAAUUAAUAAAAAAUGGCAAAACUGUGCUUUUCUCCUUUGAAGAAUCCAUCGGCUUUAUGUUCGGCACACACGUCUUGGACAAAGACGGUGUGAGUGCGGCCUGUCAAAUGGUAACCAUGGCUAAUUAUUUAAAUGCUGCCGAAGGUAUUUCACUUGAUGAGAAGUUGGAAAAUAUUUACAAGGAAUACGGUUUCCAUUACAAUAACGCCUCUUACUAUUUCUGCUACGAGCCAGCGGUGAUCAAUAGAAUCUUCGAACGACUGCGAAAUUUCAGAGGGCAAGCAAAAACAUAUCCUGCCUCGAUUUUGAGCGGAAAGUAUAAAAUCAAGUAUAUACGCGAUUUAACAAAUGGUGUCGAUACUGAGCAGCCGGAUGGGAACGCCAUUUUGCCGGUUAGUGCGAGCAGUCAAAUGAUAACUUUCACUUUUGAGAAUGGACUGGUUAUUACAUUGCGCACAAGUGGCACUGAGCCGAAAAUCAAAUAUUACGCUGAGAUGUGUGCCCAAUCUGGACAAACUGAUUUCGAAGCAUUAGUUAAUACCACUAAUGAAAUGGUAUCGGCUAUUGUUGAAGAGUUUCUCCAGCCAGCGAUAAAUAAGUUAACACCAAAAGCGGACUAAAAAUUGUAAUGGUGUUUAGGAGCCACAAAUUGUUUUCAUAAAUAUAUUUAUAUCUUACUAUGUAUGUACAUAAAUGAUUUCAACCAUAAAAUAUAGAAAAA